UCACCCUACGUCAGAACGACGUCACACAGGUUCAACCGCGCAAGUUGGUUGCAAAAGACAACCAGAAAAAUGUCGUGUUGUGCUGUGGGAUGCCAGAAUCGGAAAUCUGUAAACAAGGAUCUUAAGUUUUACAGAAUACCAGCAGCUAACAAUUCUUUUAAUGCCAACCGCAGACGUCGUUGGUUACAAGCCAUCAGAAGAGCCGAUUGGAACGAAGACCAUAUUAAAAAUGCCAGACUCUGCAGUUCACACUUCAUAUCAGGGUGAAAUAGACAAUGGCGAUACAAAACUUGAGAGAUUUAAGAGGAAAAGAAAAAGGGAAGAAACCACCCACAGACCACCAGAUGAUGUACAGCGGUCCAAAGAAGCUAGUGAUGAGGUUGCAUCAGAAUCUUCUGGAGCUUGCCUGUCCUCAGAUGACAGCAGAAUGGAGCCUGGUGCGGAUCCAUGCACUGAAGCCACAGUCCCAAAGGUUCUCCAUGAUGAUCUGAAACACAAGUACAGCCAACUUUCUGCAGAGUGUGUCAACCUGCGUUUGGAGAUCGACAAACUGAAAUCUGAGAAUGAGGAACUAAAGGCAACACUCACAAAUACACAAUUUUCCUUUAGCUCUAUCAAGAGUAAAGCAGUGCAGGUUCUGUUUUUUACAGGUCUGACCAGUGUCUUAUUUGAGUGGUUGAUUCACAAACUUAAAGACAGUGUAGAGGUUGUGCGUGGCUCUAUGAACCUGAAGGAUCAUCUAUUAAUCAUCCUAAUGAAACUAAGAUUAGGGCUCUGCAACAAGGAUAUUGCUUUCAGAUUUAAUGUCACAGAAAGUGACAUCUCAAACAUUUUGAGAAGUUGGCUCCCUGUUAUGUCUGCAACUUUAAAGCCUCUCAUAAAGUGGCCAAGCAAGCAUGCAGUAUUAAAGAAUAUGCCAAAAAUGUUUUAA
Messenger RNA from Clupea harengus (Atlantic herring), 931 nucleotides. RefSeq lists its product as uncharacterized. The coding region runs from base 161 to 931 and encodes 256 amino acids. The transcript has 4 exons. The record is from RefSeq and is a predicted model, not a curated record. NCBI's taxonomy places the organism in Eukaryota, Metazoa, Chordata, Actinopteri, Clupeiformes, Clupeidae.